Messenger RNA from Salvelinus sp. IW2-2015, 1881 nucleotides. RefSeq names its product tyrosine aminotransferase (gene tat). The record is from RefSeq and is a predicted model, not a curated record. Lineage: Eukaryota; Metazoa; Chordata; Actinopteri; Salmoniformes; Salmonidae. Gene Ontology annotation, molecular function: L-tyrosine:2-oxoglutarate transaminase activity; pyridoxal phosphate binding. Gene Ontology annotation, biological process: L-phenylalanine catabolic process; L-tyrosine catabolic process; biosynthetic process.
UGUUAUAAAGCCGGCUUAUAACGGAUUUAUCAGUCAGUCUUUGUUCAUAUUCAGUAUUUUACCUGAAUUCCUUCAUUUGCAGUGUGAAAUUCUUUUGAGAUUGUAAAGCCUUUUUUCCUUCCUAUCUCUCCCAUCUUCAGCUGCAGUUGCAACAUGGAGAACCAGUCCUAUGAGGUGAAAAUUAAUGGGAGUGGUAUCCAUGAGAAGAAUGCUCUCGUUUGUGUCAAUGGAAAAGGUCUUAAUGGAAACGGUAACCAUCAUAAAGCUGUGAAAGGCAUUGUUUGUCCGGCCAAGCAGAAGAGCUGCAGGCAGCGAUGGAACAUCCGGCCCUCAGAGAUGUCAAUCAACACCUUGAAUCCUAUCCGUGCCAUUGUGGAUGGGAUGAAGCUCACACCCAACCCUGAGAAGCCCAUGAUUGCUCUGUCCAUUGGGGACCCUACUGUGUUCGGGAACCUGCCUACUGAUGACAAAGUUCUCCAGGCCAUGAAGGACGCCAUUGACUCACACAAAUACAACGGCUAUGCUCCGUCUGUUGGUUAUCAGAAGAGCAGAGAGGUGGUGGCAAACUUCUACAGUUGCCCCGAGGCCCCCUUGGAGGCAGAGGAUGUGCUUCUGACCAGUGGCUGCAGUCAGGCUAUAGAUCUGGCCAUUACAGUGCUGUGUAACCCUGGAGACAACAUCCUAGUCCCCUGCCCUGGAUUCUCCCUCUACAAGACUCUGGCUGUGUCUCUGGGCAUCCAGGUCAAACUGUACAACCUUCUGCCAGAGAAGUCUUGGGAGAUCGAUCUCCAACACAUGGAAAGCCUGAUAGAUGACAGGACAACCUGCCUGAUUGUCAAUAAUCCCUCCAACCCUUGUGGCUCCGUCUACAGUAAAGAGCAUCUACAGAACAUCCUUUCUGUUGCCUCCAAACAUUGCGUCCCAAUCCUGGCUGAUGAGAUCUAUGGUGACAUGGUGUUUCCAGGUUGCACGUACCAAUCUACGGCGGUCCUCAGCAGUGAUGUGCCCAUCCUAGCGUGUGGUGGUCUGGCCAAGCGAUGGCUAGUCCCUGGCUGGAGGCUAGGUUGGAUCCUCAUCCACGACAAGAAUCAAAUCUUCGGAAAAGAGAUUCGUCAGGGUCUGGUUAAGCUUAGCCAGAGGAUUCUGGGUGCCUGCACCAUUGUCCAGGGUGCGAUAGAGAGCAUCCUGAACGACACGCCCCAGGAGUUUUACCACAGAACCAUCAGUUUCCUCGAGUCAAACUCCGAGAUCUGUUUCUCUGAACUGUCCACUGUUCCUGGGCUGACCCCCGUGAUGCCAUCAGGAGCCAUGUACCUCAUGGUGGGAAUUGAGAUGGAACACUUCCCAGAGUUCCAGAACGAUGUGCAGUUCACUGAGCGUCUGGUAACUGAGCAGUCCGUCUUCUGCCUGCCUGCUACGGCAUUUGAGUACCCAAAUUACUUCCGGAUCGUGGUGACCGUACCAGAGGAGAUGAUGGUGGAGGCGUGUACACGGAUUCGGGAGUUCUGCCAGCGCCACUACAGAACCUGCAGCCAAGACAGCAACGAGCUAGACCAAUAAUGAGAGACACAGCCUGGGAGAGGGGGAGACCAAAGAGUAUGGGCACAGAAUAUGACAAAAGUAAAUGUGAAAAAAAAGAGAACGGGAAGAGGGUGAGAGUAAAAGGAAAGAAAUUAGGGAAGAGAAGGAGAGAGAAGAUGUGUCCAAAUAUCGUGUUGCACUGCGGGAACAAAGGUUUUUGCAAUGUCAUUGGUGGUGGUCCAUCUUUGGUACCCCAACUUAUGAGCAGACCUGAUAUUUAUAUUUUGUAUGGCCAUCUUAUGUCAACCUUACUUUGUCUAACUAUUUGAAUUCUUAAUGUUAUUCUAUAUGUUGGGUUGA